CCCUGAGAGAGAAUUGAGAGAGAGGGCAAAAGAGUGGGGCCUGGCUAGGCCCGCGCCUCUUUCCCCCCUCACCCCGGAUCGAUCCCGGGCCAGGUCCAGCUUUUGAUUGAUCAGUGUGGAAAUUGUUCUGGCAACAUCUUGGAAACCCAGAACAUUUUACUCUUGUCUUCUGAAUCAUACAGUGGGUUUAAAGGAGAGUCUGUCCAAAUGAGCAAGACAUCACAGCAGAACACGACUGCAGAAACCAAUGGAGUAAGUGUCAUCUUCACCCAAGCACACACCAGUGGGUUGCAACAGGUUCCUCAGCUGGUGCCUGUCAGUCCCGGAGGGGGAGGGAAAGCGACACCUCCCAGCAAACAGGGUAAGAAGAAUUCUGUCCUCGACAGGAACAGCGAUGAAUACCGUCAGCGCAGGGAACGAAACAACAUGGCGGUGAAAAAGAGCCGUUUGAAGAGCAAGCAGAAGGCUCAGGACACACUCCAGAGGGUCAACCAGCUUAAAGAAGAAAAUGAACGUUUGGAGGCCAAAAUCAAACUCCUGACAAAAGAGCUGAGCGUGCUCAAAGACUUGUUUCUUGAACAUGCCCACAACUUCACAGACAGUGUGCAACCUGUUGGCACAGAGAGCACCCCGACAAACCCAGAUGGCACUGGACCGUAGACACUUUUGCCUAGUUCAUGGGCAGGGUAGAGCGGGCACUGCCCUCCCUACGCAAGUCAGGUGCCGCAAUAAAGAAGGACCUUUUCUUCUAAUCUUUGUAACAACUGUCAUUUUGUGGGUGUCUUUUUUAAAAUAGUAGGCUUAACACUGAAGGGGGAUGAGUUUAGUAAAC
Euleptes europaea (tarantolino) is the source of this 832-nucleotide messenger RNA. It is a transcript of the gene CEBPG, whose product is annotated as CCAAT enhancer binding protein gamma. The record is from RefSeq and is a predicted model, not a curated record. Gene Ontology annotation, biological process: DNA-templated transcription; regulation of transcription by RNA polymerase II. NCBI's taxonomy places the organism in Eukaryota, Metazoa, Chordata, Lepidosauria, Squamata, Sphaerodactylidae. Gene Ontology annotation, molecular function: DNA-binding transcription factor activity, RNA polymerase II-specific; RNA polymerase II cis-regulatory region sequence-specific DNA binding. Bases 208 to 660 code for a protein of 150 amino acids. The transcript has 2 exons.